Macrobrachium nipponense is the source of this 4903-nucleotide messenger RNA. RefSeq lists its product as uncharacterized. The record is from RefSeq and is a predicted model, not a curated record. The coding region runs from base 166 to 2892 and encodes 908 amino acids. Gene Ontology annotation, biological process: nervous system process; signal transduction; chemical synaptic transmission. The transcript is spliced from 9 exons. Lineage: Eukaryota; Metazoa; Arthropoda; Malacostraca; Decapoda; Palaemonidae. Gene Ontology annotation, cellular component: neuron projection; synapse; plasma membrane. Gene Ontology annotation, molecular function: neurotransmitter receptor activity; protein binding; extracellular ligand-gated monoatomic ion channel activity.
CGUAUUCCGAUCGAAGUCUAGGUUACAGGGUUCACAUCAAGUAUUUAAGUAUCCAAUACGUACCAAGGACUAACUCUACCCUGUCAAAGGGCUCUUAGUGAGUAAGACCCUGUCGUCAGAACCACCUUUGACCGCUUACGGAACGGCUGGAGGCUUCUGCUUCCCAUGCAAGAAGGGACACCAGUAGACCAGUGCCAGUUACACUCCGAUACAUGGUUGUCAGGCCCUCAUCUCUGCGAGGAGAUGGCCCUACCAAUGCUGAUUGUCGGUAUUCUUCAACUGACACUUCUCCAGAAAGCAGGAUCGCAGGACUUCCCAGACAAGAUCCGAGUGUUCUCGAUGCAGCUGGACAUGUGGGCGCCUCCCAGAGAUGACGUCCUCAUCAGAUAUAAUCUAACGAAUCAUUUCAAGCCGGGCGACGUGUCAGAGUUUCCAGAGGUGACGGUUUGCAUCCGAGCCAAACCGGUGGUAUUGAUGAGCUAUGAGAGCCACAUAUCCAUCGCAACAUCUGAUCAAGAUAAUGAUGUGCUUCACAUGUACCGUCGAGGGAUGAAUCAUGGUUUUUACUACAACGGCGUUCGUCAGUAUGGUUUUAUUAACAUGACCAACGACAUAGGACUUCAUGAGUGGACCCACUAUUGUCACAACUUUCACCACGGGGAAUACAGGGCUUACAUUUACGGAGAAUUAGCUGCCAAAGGUCCAUUCAGUGUGCCACAUAAGGUUCCUCUCCCAGUCAAGGGCAUCAUCACCAUUGGGCAGGAACAGGACCUCAUGGCUGGUGGCUACGACACAGAUCAGAGCUUCCGUGGAUACAUAGCCCAAGUGAACAUCUGGAACAGAUCUCUGACUGCUGAUGAAGUCAGGAAACAAGCCUCUUGCACUAGGGCAGAACUGGGAAACAUCUUUUCAACCGACAGGGAGGAUGUAGAGCUCUUGGGAGGUACCACGAUGCAAUUGGUAGAUCCCAGUUAUUUCUGUGAAAAGAACGUGGAAUAUGUCAUCUUCCCCGAGGCUCGCUACAUGGCUGAGUCCAGACGAACUUGUAAUCGAAUUGGGUAUGAGGUUUAUACCCCAAAUAACUUUGAUGAAAAUGCCCAGCUGCACAACGAAUCAUUACGCUUUGCGGAAAAUUGUCUCUCAAACUACCAUUUGUGGAUUGGAGUAACAGACGAAGAGGUAGAGGAUGUCUGGAGGAAAUUCACCGACAAUUCGAUUGCACAAACUCAGUUUGAGCUGAACGAACCCAAUGGAGGCGAUGGUGAGAACUGCAUGUUGAUGUUCCUCCCAAAUGGACGGUGGGUAGACACGUCAUGCGUGAUUCAGUGGCCAGCCUGCGUCCCAUGCGAGGUAAAUCGUAAGGCCCCUCUUCGACUCAGAGGAUUUUGUUUCACAAACGAAGCUGAAACCUUUUAUGAGGUACUCGCUUACAGGUAUGAGAAGCCUUACCUUCAUGGUUAUUAUGGGUACAUGGUAUACAAAAUAGACGAUUACACCUGGGAAAUGUUUGACACAACUGUGGCCGAGGUCGUUGGAAUCCUGAAAGUCCCAUCAAAGGACACAUACCCAAUUGGACGACACACCUGGGAGCUCAGGAGAUCUGAAUGCAACAAUCUCAUAGGCUCAAGAUUACAGUUGAGUUUUUCCAUAUGCAACAACAACGAAUUCACCUGCUCCAAUGGUGACUGCAUUCCGAAAGAAAAGAGAUGCAACGCCAAAGACGACUGUGUUGACCUCUCGGAUGAAGAAGACUGCCAGGUGAUCAUUCAUCCGAAAGGCUACCGCAGGGAACGGCCCCCUGACAACAUCACCCACGAUGGCCAACCAGUUCACUUAAGUGCCGUGGUGAACGUCCUUCGCUUUAUGGAAAUCAACGACAAGAGCCGAAUCAUUAACGUUGAGUUCACGGUCGACCUUUCGUGGAAUGACCCAAGAGUCAAAUACCACAACCUUGGCGACACGCUCGAGUGGAACAAGCUCUCGGAGACCUACAGGGACAGCAUCUGGAAACCCGUACUGACUUUCCCGAAUGUGUAUGAUGGACAGAUCAAGAAACUCGCUUUUGAUAUGUAUCUCGACAAGUUGGCUGACCCGCUGCCCCCUGAUUACAACAACGUGCGAAUGGACACCGCAUAUGCCGGUACUUCAGCUGACAUUGUUCAAAAGGAACAUUACAGCGGCGUCUUCGGGUGUUCGUUUGACGUGGUCUACUACCCAUUCGACUCACAGCGAUGUUUCCUGCUCCUGCAGCUGAGCACCAGGAGAGAGCUCAUCAAAUUCCACCCGCAGAGAACACGUGUCCUGUACCUGGAAGACCCGAAGUUGCCUGCCUACCUGCUCAGCCGUUACCAGAUCGACGUCAUCGUCGGAGGCAACAACGAGACCCAGUACAGUUCCCUGAAGGUCACCUUCGAGCUGACUCGUCGAUGGCGAAUGAUUAUCUUGACUGUCUACCUGCCGACGACUAUGCUGCAGAUCAUCGGAUAUACGACUCUGUUCGUCAACGUUGUUUUAAUGGACGUGCGAAUGGGGGUGAGUCUGACGACCCUACUCGUGCUCUACACCCUCUUCAGCAGCACUUCCGACGCCCUCCCAGUCACGGCCUACGUCAAGCUAAUCGACGUGUGGUUCUUCUUCUGCAUCUUCUUUAUGUUCUUCAUCAUAGUCGUGCAUGUCGUGGUGGAACACAUGGUGAAUCUGGCGGAGGAGAAGCAAUACAAACAAGUGUUGCCCUUCGACUACAGACGAACGGUCGAGAAAAGCGUUCGCCCCACUUCGGAAUCGGCCGAAAAGCUGAUGUACUACGCUCGGUACGUCAUCACGCCCGGUGUCAUCUUAUUCUUCAACUUCAUCUACUGGGGUCUGGUGUUCGGAACUUCCUUCAAAGAGUAAGAUCAAGAUGUCUACAGCUGAAUGUUCUUGUCUAAGAAUGACAAUCUGUUUCCGGCGUGGGAAGAAUAUAAGAAGAGCGAAGCAGUUUACUACCCGAGACGUUAUAGCUCGCCAUGUAUCAUGCCAAAUAAAUAAACGCAAUCUACCAGCAUAACAUCUUAUUUUGUGAUAUGCUGGUAAAUUCAGCAAUGGAUCCUGGUUCCAUUGUUAUCACCUGGGAAUUGAAAUGAAAACUGAGGGCAUCCCUAGUACAGGUGCUGUCUCAAAAUCAUGCAUAUAAGCCCCUGUUGGUCGCUAACCAUAUUUUCUAAUUUGAAAUUAACUUACCUUUUUUGACAAGGGGAUAAGGACACAUUGGAAAUGGUAGCAAUGUUUAUGAAAUUUGCAUCUUUUGAUUUACUCUUUCCAAAAUAUGACACUGUCUUGCUCAUUAUCUAAGCAUCCAGAAAAUUCAUUAUGCAACACACAUUUAAACACACUUUGACCAGUGAAACAUCCUCUAACAUCAGUUUCUUUAUAUAUAUUCAAUAUAGCACAAUGGAGCUUUCAGUGGGACAGCCCUUAAGAGUUAAAUGCGUUUUUUUAGAAUCUCAAUAAGUAAUUAAACUGAAUACAGCUUCGGUUAAAAAAACAAAUUUUACAUUGAUGCUUUGAAGUAUCAGUCAGAAUUUGACAGUAACAACUAAUUUUGUCGCCGGGCAAAUUUUUACUUUAAACCAUCCAUAGUGAUUGCAUUCUAGAGUUGUAAACAUUUGUUUCUUACGUUUUAGCCUAAUGCAUGCUUCAAACAUUUCUGAUCUUCAUUUCGGUAGCAAAUAUAGGGCCUAUCCUACAAUUAUUGGGGGCCACAGUGGGGAAAUAUGAGAAUUUUGGUUGGAGAAAACACAAAAUGAGUGAAAUAUAAAUGUGUAUUUCAACUAACUUCAUCUAAGUCUCUGGUUCCUUCCCAGGCCCGCAAGAGGUGGGGGUCGGGGUUAUUUUGUCUAACCUAACCUAGGGCACUAUAAAUCAAAAUGGUAUUUCUAAGUGACUACUCCGCGCGGACUGCAAGAAACUGUUCCACGAAUACGGAAGCUACCAGGGAUCGGGGGUCAAAAUAUUUUGCCAUGUUUAGUACUAAGCCCCCGGGGGUGGGGUGGGCGGGGUUAAAUAGUGGACCGACAAAAAAUAACAGUAAAUUCUUAUUUAAAAUACCAAAUUACUAUAAAAAAAAUGUCAAUUUCCAAGGAAUUACCUGUGGGGAAUUAUCACACCCAUGAACAACCCCUCUAACAUAGGCCUUGAGAAACAUCACAAGAUCGUUUCUAAAUUAGUGUGUAUGUUGCUUGGAAUAAUUCCAUCUUCCUCACCUUGAUCAAAAUGAGAACUGCAUAAGUCGGCAAUAAGGGAAUCGUAAAAUACAACCUUGUAUUUCACUCUUUUUACCAUUUUUCUACAACCAAAAUUCUCGGUGUCUCACUGUGAUUGCCCAUACGAUAUAGCUAGGUAAUGUUCCAAUAUCUAAAUUAGCCAAUGGUUACCAAACUGACAACAAAAAGCUUUGGAGAAUCACAAGAAAACAUCAGACAUUCAUAGACUAAUUUCCACUCCAGAAAACGGUAGAUCUAUAUUACUAUUCCGCGGCGGUCUAGACUAUGGCAGUUGCGGUUUUUCUAUGCAGUUUUACCUCCUGAGCAAGAAUUUUAAGUAAUAUUUAUUCGGACGACUGUAAUUAACCCCCAGGGGCUCGUACUAAACACGACGAAAUACAUUUGACGCCCCAAUUCCUGGUGGCUUUCGUAUUCGCGGGGACGAACGAUGCGGAAUGCUUAUAUAUAGAAAUACCCUCGGUUUCCCCCCACACCGUUCUUCUAUAAUUGUGGGAUAUGAAACGUUCCAGUAUCAACACCACAAAUUCACUAUCAGAAUGAACGCCAAAUUCUUAGCUCCACUGAGUUCACUGUACUACAUCUGGCGACAGCCAAAACAACUAAAAACGUUAUUGAAAGCUUUCAUUACACGGAAGAUAACU